Messenger RNA from Cariama cristata (Red-legged seriema), 617 nucleotides. It is a transcript of the gene IFT20, whose product is annotated as intraflagellar transport 20. Gene Ontology annotation, biological process: centrosome localization; intraciliary transport; protein localization to cilium. Gene Ontology annotation, cellular component: centrosome; cilium; intraciliary transport particle B. The record is from RefSeq and is a predicted model, not a curated record. Lineage: Eukaryota; Metazoa; Chordata; Aves; Cariamiformes; Cariamidae. The transcript has 3 exons. The annotation marks the transcript as partial.
AAAUAGUAGAAUUUCAAAACAUAGUGGGUACCUUAAUUGAACUUGUUGAUCAACUGGCAAAAGCUGCUGAAAGUGAGAAGAUGAAGGCCAUCGGUGCACGAAAUUUGCUGAAGUCUAUAGCAAAGCAAAGAGAAGCUCAGGAACAGCAACUUCAGGCCUUAGUAGCUGAGAAAAAGAUGCAGCUGGAACGAUACCGAAUAGAGUACGAGACUCUGUGUAAAAUUGAAGCAGACCAGAACGAAUUCAUUGACCAAUUCAUUUUUCAGAAAUAGAGGAUUUUAAGAUAAAAACUAACUUGGAAACUUGACCAUUCCAGAAUCUUGAGAAUUUCAAAAAUAUGCAAUUUUUCACUGUGUAUGAAUGAAGAGAUGGUUUGUACAAAUGGAAGCGUCUUCUAAUUCGGUGUGGAUUACACUAAAAGUGGCAAUAAGGAGGGCUUUCUAACAGAUGUAAAGACUGUUCUGUCCUUUGAUUUUUAUAAAAGUUUUGUACAGUCAGUAGUUCUAAUUCAAAUUAUAGUUGAAUUAAUACUAUUGUUGCUAUGUUAUGUCUCUCACUUUUUGAAUUGUACAGCUCUUUCAUAGAAAUCAGGAAAUAAAUUAUUGUUUUCAGACUUU